This is a messenger RNA of Columba livia (rock pigeon), 2915 nucleotides long. RefSeq names its product mitochondrial translation release factor in rescue (gene MTRFR). Lineage: Eukaryota; Metazoa; Chordata; Aves; Columbiformes; Columbidae. Gene Ontology annotation, biological process: translational termination. The record is from RefSeq and is a predicted model, not a curated record. Gene Ontology annotation, molecular function: translation release factor activity. Gene Ontology annotation, cellular component: mitochondrion. The transcript has 3 exons. Bases 373 to 861 code for a protein of 162 amino acids.
AUCGGAGAAAGGGGCGGGGCAGUGGAGGCGGCCUCGCGGCGCUGGGAUGCGGCCAAACGCAGCAGCUCUGCCGGCUUGGGCCCCGGCAGCUGUCCCCGGAGCUCCCUCGGUUCCUACCUGCAUUUCCGGGAGCCCACGACGAGGCGUCCGUAGCUGCCUCCUCCAGCGGCCGUUAGGCGGUAAACAGGCGCGGCCCACCACCUCCUUCCCGGCGAUUGGCGGCCGAGUUUCGAACGUGGUGGGGUAGGGGGCGCUCGAGGAAGAGCCCAGCUCGAUGAUUGGCCGUCUUGACCGCGCGCCAGGCCGCGCCUUCCGCUCUGAUUCGCUACGUGAAAAAGUUUCAUUCCAGAGAAACUCUGUCCUUCCUUCUGUAUGAAUGUUCCAAGUGUCUUUCAUUUCACGUUCUUCCUGAGAGAAGUACGAACACCAGCAUGGAGACGGUGGAUUGGGAGGACGCAGCAGUUUCCUCUGCCCAGAGUGCCCUCGCGUCAGGCAGCAGGGAAGAAUUCAUCUUCCAAUCUCCUUGGGCUGACUGAGGCAGAGUUAAAAGAACAGUUUGUAAGAGGUGAUGGCCCAGGAGGUCAGGCCACAAAUAAGACAAACAACUGUGUUGUCUUGAAGCAUAUUCCAUCUGGGAUUGUAGUGAAGUGUCAUCAAACGAGGUCAGUGGAGCAGAACAGAAAGAUAGCCAGAGAAAUCCUGCAGGAAAAAGUUGACCUUUUCUACAAAGGUGAAGAUAGUGAUGUUUUUAAAGAGAAGAAAGCAUUAGAGAAGAAGAAGCAAGAGAAAAAAAGGAAAGCAAAGGAAAACCUAGAAAGGAAAAAGCAGUUCAAAGAGAUGCAACAAUUGGACAAGAAAUAAAUGUGUGAAAUACCGACUUGCCCUAGCAGGGUAAGGGAAGCAUUUGCUAUUACAUCUAACAGAGUUUUCAAACUAACGGGUGACGUGGGGCUUCACAAGCACAACGGAAAUGUUGAGUAGUGACCUGCUAUUACUGUAAAACCAAAGCAAUACAAGCAGACCUGUAUUCCUGCUUUUGUCCGCCACCAUCUCAUUAAUCACAUGUAGCAAUCAGUUUUUCUGCCAUGUUCAGCAGAUGAUAAACCAAUCUGGUUAAAAAGGAACUAAAGAGUUUCCACCAUUGUGAAUAAAGAAAGUUCAAUAGAUCUCCUUCUCCCCAGGUGAUACCUUACGAUGUUUUAUAGGAGUUCCAGUAUGUACAGAACAGCCCUAAAAGGUUCAAACUUUGCAUCCCUACUCAGGCAAUGCCUCUGCUGCCAUAAAUCCUUUAUGCACAGUGACCAGGUUUAAACCUGCUGGUUCUGGUGGUGUAAACAGACAUGCUGAUGGAAGAGACACCAGUCACUGGUUGCCUUCUUCAGAUCUGCUAGUGGAACAAACGCUCUGUCCUGCUCAAUUCUGCAUGAAGUUUAAACAGAAGCUUUACAAAUCUUAUCUGGAGAGGUGACGAGCAUCGGGGAGAAGGCGCUCCUGCAAGCGAAGGUCGGUCAGUCAUGUUCUUCUUCCAGUUCAAAGGUAAAACUGGGUCAUCACAGUUCGAUAACCUGUGUUGGAAGCUGCUUCCCAAGGCAAUGGAAUCCAGUUCAUGCAAGCUGUGAAGUAAUUAGCUUUGCUUCUUAGCACUGUAUUUUCUUCAAGUAUCUAUAGCUCCGUAUGUAUUAGAUAUCCUAGAUAUCACAUUUUCCUUAGGAUUUACAUUUGAUUGUACAAUAGUGAAUUACAGUAAUUUAUUCUGUUUAUCCUAUGCUGCAUUUAAACUUGGACAUUUUGGUAUCUUCACUGAUUUUGACAGGUUCCCAUUUCAUACAAAUACAUCCAGCUGCAUUUCCUUUGGAGCCACUCAUGAACUUCCCUGUUUUAAUCUCAUUAACAACUCUAAUUGCUUAACCAGAACUUCAGUGUUUAGAGGGCGCCCUCACCAGCUGCCACCACGUUCUGCCCAUCAGCAGUGAAAAGCUUCAUGAACCAAAGCUACAGUUUGAAUUUUGAAAGCAACGAAGCCUUGUGGCAACUGUCCUGCCUUCUUACCAGAGAUGGAUGGCGUCGGACUGUGCCGUGGAUGGAAACUCUGCAGCCUGUUUCCCUUGUCUGUUCCUGAACUCGAGCCUCCCGCAUCAAGAUUCAAUCUUUAGCUGUUGAGAGCGCUCGUUCGUGGAGUAUGAAUCUGAUUAAAGUGACUAUGCAGAGUUUUAAUACAAACUGUUAAUGAAAAUAAGCUUUAUUACGUCAAGUAAUAAAUACAUACAAAGAUGCAAAUAACAGUUUUAGUAAUUUAUCCAGAUUUUUCCUUUUUUUGGCAAACUUUAAACUGAAAUCUCCAGCCUUAAUGUAGAAAUUAGCUUUCCAGGACCUUGUUAUUAUUUAAUAGGUUUCCCUGUUUUCCAUAUAACUCAUGCACUUUAAACGGACUUCAAAGCACUAACAGUCAUGCAAAUGUUUAUGCAAAACGAACAAAAAAGGCAAAAUAAGAGAAGGGAAAGGUUAUUUCUAAGCAGGGUCUAUGCUGAAUGACAAAUUGUGACUUAGCAGACUACUAGGUACAGCAUGCUAUUCUGCAGUUAUCAAAAAAAAUCCUUAGAGCUUAUGUCAAACUUUGAAAGAUUGACAGUUUGGGUUUAAGUGAAUAUAGUCAAAGGAAAAGAAACAGAAUGAGCCUGUGGCUGGAUAAGAACUGAAAUACAGCCUGGGAGAGAAAGAGCAUUCCUCUGCAUGCAGUUCAGUUUUCAUGUUUUAGAAACCUUUUAGGGAGUUUUAACGUCUUUACAAAAUGCAAACCCUCAGCAAGUUGAAAAAUUGUUGUUUUCUCAUUCCUAACUAUACAUUUUUGUAAGGAAAAAAAAAAAAGUAGAACAUUCAAAAUAAAGGAAUUUGUCUGAAUGUUUCAAGAGUCAAAA